AUGGUUAUUACGCCACGUAUAUUUUUAUUAGCCACUUUUAUUGGCUUUUCAUUAUUAUUUCUUUCAUUGUAUCUUUAUUCCAAUGGUUAUUUUAAACCUGCACGAUUAUCUGAAGUUCAAAUAACAUUAUCUAAUGCAACAAAAGUCUUAAUUAAUAAUAACAAUGAUCCAAUGCAUGAUAAAAUCAAAGGAAAAAAUCAAAAUAGUGCAAAUCUUGGUUUUACUCAUGCAUUUAUUGCAUCAAUAUCUGUUAUUGUUGUUUCAGAAUUAGGCGAUAAAACAUUUUUUAUUGCUGCUAUUUUAGCAAUGCGUCAUUCACGCUUAAUUAUAUAUAUUGGUGCAAUGAGUGCUCUUGGUGCCAUGACAAUUCUAUCAGCAUUGUUAGGAAAUGUUGUUACAACUUUUAUUCCACGUAUUUAUACGUAUUACAUAUCAAGUAUAUUAUUUGCUGGCUUUGGAGUUAAAAUGUUAAAAGAUGGAUAUUUUAUGUCACCUGAUGAAGGUACAGAAGAAUAUGAAGAAGUUCAACAAGAAGUAGAAAAAGCUGAAGCUACUAAUGAUCUCGAAUCAGGUGAUGGUGGAACAAUAGAUAACUCAUCAAAAGGAAAUCAACAACAACAACAAAUAGCACCAAAAAGUACUAUAAUGAAUACUAUAUUGAUUAUUCGUCGUUAUGUAUCGCCCAUAUAUAUUCAAUCAUUUAUUAUGACUUUUCUUGCUGAAUGGGGAGAUCGAUCUCAAAUAACUACAAUUGUAUUAGCUGCUAGUGAAAAUCUUUUAGGUGUUAUUGUUGGUGGUACAAUUGGCCAUGGUUUAUGUACUGGAUUAGCAGUUCUUGGUGGUCGUUUUAUAGCUCAACGGAUAUCACCGAAGACAGUUACAUUGACUGGUGCUGUUGUAUUUUUAGUUUUUGCUUUGUCAGCAUUUUUUAUCCAUCCUGAUAAAUAA
Messenger RNA from Rotaria sp. Silwood2, 948 nucleotides. Lineage: Eukaryota; Metazoa; Rotifera; Eurotatoria; Philodinida; Philodinidae. The record is from the annotation of a GenBank genome assembly.